AUGCGAACAGAGACAGCCACUGCGCUGGAAGCUCACCCACGUAAGGAACAGAUACUCAUGUCCGCUGCAACCGGCUGGGAAGUCAGAUCCACUAGAACUGACAGCGCAGUUAGUAUGUCGGAUGGUGAAGACGCUGCGCAGAUUAAGGAAAUCUGGGGUCACCUCGAAGGCUACGAACACGAUCCUGAUGACCCGGACUUCCUGUCAGAACAAACAUUACGCCGCUACUUGAUAGCACGUGACUGGGACGUGUCUGCUUCCGAGAAGCAGUUAAAGGAUACUCUUCAAUGGAGGCGGGAAACCAAACCACAACAUGUCGUCUGCGCGUUCUGUCAGAAAACACCCGGCGGUCAUGCCAUGCGCCAGGUGGGCUUCGACAAGUCUGGUUGGUCCGUCAUUAACUCGUGUUUUGCACAGUGCUGCACUCAACACCAGCCGGUCGACAGCGCGAUUCAGCACCUCGUAUACCUGCUCGAAAACGCCGAGCGGGCAUCCAAGCAUGGCACUUACAGCUUCGUCUGGGUCAUUGACUUUAAAGGUAUGAAGAUAACGUCAUGUAACCCGAGGCUAGCGUUAGCGGUAGAGCACAUAGUCUCAAAUCACUACCCGGAGCGCCUGAGAGCGUGCGUCGUCGUCAACCACAGAAUGCUCUUUCAGACGUUCUGGGUCGCCGUCUGCGGCGUCAUUCACGCGCGAACGGCCGCAAAGCUGCACAUACAUCGCCACUUCCACAAGGUAGAGGAGGACUUUACCGAACUGUUUCCGGAUGAGCUCAAGUGGUGGUUGUUGGAUGAAAUCCGGUUGAACAAGUCCCAUCCACUUCCGGAGUCGCAGAAGACAUUCUGGAAGGGCUUUUCCAGUUAA
Molecule: messenger RNA, 864 nt
Organism: Dreissena polymorpha
Lineage: Eukaryota; Metazoa; Mollusca; Bivalvia; Myida; Dreissenidae
Product: phosphatidylinositol transfer protein 3-like
Exons: 5
Coding region: 1-864 (287 amino acids)
Source: RefSeq, a predicted model, not a curated record